UUGAUGAAGAAGAUUUUCUUUUUUUGGUCGGACAUUGUUGAUGUUUAGUUUCCCAAUUUCCAGCUUUCCUUCCUGCAAAAGAUGCACAAACUGACCCUGAUGAUUCACCUCAGUUUGUCUAUCAUGGCUAAGCAUUUUCAGUUCCUUUAUCUUUCGUGCCAUGUCGGUUUCAUUACUAUGUAAUUCACAUAUUCAUGUACCAGAAGCUAUGAUCUGAGGUAUGCUUAUGUUGACAAUGUCUAGCUUUAUGGCAAGAUCUGAAUUUGGACUUGGAGGAUCUCAGAGGCAGGGCAUAGCUUACAGAAUUUCCUAUGUUUUUUGUCUUCUGCUUGAGCUAAACCUUGCCAUAUUUAUUUUUUCCAGGAAAAAAAUCAAAUUUCUACCUCUACGUCCAGCCAUGCAAGUUGUGGGCCCAUGUAAUCUCCCUCAGAGAAAUAAGUGGUCAAACAAGUACAUGGCUUCCACCUUAUCCGGAGUGAGAGGAGAAAGACCACAAAAACAAUAGGAAGCUCUUAAUCCUACCGCAUACUUGUACCAUUACCAGAAUGGGAGGAUAUGACUGCUGCUGCUCUCGUCACUUCCUCUACCGCCACGGCCAGCGGAGGCCGCCUUCGCCAGAGCAGCUGCCGCAACACUUGCGUUUUUGUCUCCAAGUCACCAACUUAUACCCCUCGUUCCCUUCAUGACCACCACAAGUUUUUACUCAGAGUUACCAAUGAUUCGUCGAGGGGGACAGAGUUGUCCCAAGAUCGCAGUUUGGAAAGAUUGGAGGCUGAUAAAAUUGUCGAUGGUAUGGAUUUUGGUGAGCUGUGCAAUGAGUUUGAGUGCAUAAGUAGCCCUUUGGUGGAAUCUACGGCUAGACAACUCGCCCGUGAUAUCUUUGAACUUCGUGAAGGCAAUCGUGCCCUCGGGACAUAUGCUGUGUCUGUCAAAUACAAGGAUCCAGUUAGAAGUUUCACUGGUCGUGAGAAAUAUAAGCGACCAUUAUGGGUUACUAGAGCAUUGGACAAUCCCUCUGUGGCUGUCCAAGAAAUGGUGAUGCUGUCAACGAGUGUCUUAAGUAUCAAGUGGACAAUUAGAGGGAAGCCUAAAUCCGCAAUUUCGAGUGUGGGAGGGGACUUAAUAAUCAAAGUCACCUCCAAAUUUACUUUGAACCAGAUCAGUGGCCAAGUGAUCGAGCACGAAGAAAUUUGGGAUUUGUCGGCAUCAUCACCUAUUGCUCAAGCAUUUUUCUGGACUUCGCGGCGUCUCUUUGCUACAGUUGAGACUGGAAAAGAUUUGACAGAGUACGUCAAGAAUUUCACCGGCCGCUUGUCAACUAAAAAAGAGAACAUGGAUAUUUAUCCUGAUCCCUCGGGUGAUCCAACCAAAUUCUUCCAGAGGGACGCCGGCUUCCAGCAAGACCUCUACCAAAUAGCACUGUUCCUGGCGGUCCUCUAUUUUGUUGUACAGUUCUUGAGGACAACCUUAUAGACUCUGGCUACACGCUGUGUGUAAAAGCAAUUAGUUACUGUAAGUAUUGUAUGAGAAGUUAUACCUCAUGGAAGAAAACUGCAAGUCACUGCACUGGGCAUACUGUUUCUGUAAAAACAUUUCUGUCCCUUUUGUUUGCUUAAUGGUAUAGUUCCCUCCAA
Molecule: messenger RNA, 1634 nt
Organism: Syzygium oleosum
Lineage: Eukaryota; Viridiplantae; Streptophyta; Magnoliopsida; Myrtales; Myrtaceae
Exons: 5
Coding region: 556-1473 (305 amino acids)
Cellular component (GO): chloroplast
Source: RefSeq, a predicted model, not a curated record